AUGAAGUCACAGUGCCGCAGCCCCGGGACGAGCACCCUAUGUGGAGCUUCCCACGGGUGUGAACGGCGACUCAGGCGGUCCUCAGUAGGGCUAGAUCUGGGCGCCAGGCCGUGCUCUGUGCCAAGCGCCGGCGGAGACACCACCACGCCCCGGAAGUUGCGACACUUCCGGGCAGGCGCCUCUGGUUCUGCUGUGCAGUUAUCUGAACUCUUGUUCCUAACCCUAGCCCAGAGUACCAUUUUAACAGGGCACAAGGUGUUUGCAGUAGAAGAAAUGAUGCUUCAUAUUCAACAUUUGAAAGGAGCACACAGUAAGAAACAGAAGAAAAACUACUGGCUGGUAGCAGUUCUUCAUGAUAGACAAAUUAAAUGAUCUUGGCAAGCAGUUGGGAGUGGAAAUCUUCGGUUUGCUGAUGAAACAGCCAUGCUAGAAAAAGUGAAAAUUGGUCAAGGCUGUGCCACACCUUGGCACUCUUCUGUGAUGAUAGAGAUGGUUAAGUUUGUUUAGGAUUCAGCAUUUUCGAAAGGUGGACAUGAAGAAGUAUACUUCCAUCCAAUGACUAAUGCUGCAAAUAUGGAAUUGAGUCUUGAAGACUUGCUCAUAUUUGUAAAUGCUACAGGACAUGAUCCCAUAAUUCUAAACUUCGAUUAAAAGCUGACUGGGAGCUGGGCAUGGUCUAGUUCUCUAGGCAGAGCAGACUGGUCUUUUGAGUUCUAGGUCACCCAAGGACUACAUAUUCAGAUACUGUGUCCAAAAACAAGCCAAUUAGGCUAAUGCUUAUAAUAAACUCAUUUCUGUCAGCUGUUUUA
Microtus ochrogaster (prairie vole) is the source of this 809-nucleotide messenger RNA. Its product is annotated as prolyl-tRNA synthetase associated domain-containing protein 1-like. NCBI's taxonomy places the organism in Eukaryota, Metazoa, Chordata, Mammalia, Rodentia, Cricetidae. The transcript is spliced from 3 exons. The record is from RefSeq and is a predicted model, not a curated record.